Aspergillus fijiensis CBS 313.89 is the source of this 1188-nucleotide messenger RNA. Its product is annotated as Zn(II)2Cys6 transcription factor domain-containing protein. Gene Ontology annotation, molecular function: zinc ion binding; DNA-binding transcription factor activity, RNA polymerase II-specific. The coding region runs from base 143 to 751 and encodes 202 amino acids. The record is from RefSeq and is a predicted model, not a curated record. Gene Ontology annotation, biological process: regulation of DNA-templated transcription. The transcript is spliced from 2 exons. NCBI's taxonomy places the organism in Eukaryota, Fungi, Ascomycota, Eurotiomycetes, Eurotiales, Aspergillaceae.
GUUCAUGGCACUAUCACUGGCACCACAACAACAACAACAACAAAGUACCCAUCUAUUCCCACCUCCUUUCGACCCUGUAUGACCCCCACCUUUCUUUCUCAGCUCGCCAGUGAGUUCUUGAGUUCUUGUUGCCCCUCAAGUCAUGGCCCAACAAGGGUCCGGCUCGACGACCGCCUACCGCCCUCUCGCCCCGAAGCCGACACUCGUGCCCUCGAAACGGGGGGCUUCCGAUCCUCCAGAGCCCCCAGGGCCUUCGCAACCGGGGAAUGCCAAGAAGGCAGUCAAAAGGUCCCCAUCGUCCUGCGUGAAGUGUCGAGAGAAACGCACCAGGUGUACCGCCUAUGAAUCCGGGAUCCCAUGCACCAUGUGCCGGAUCCACCAGGUGGAAUGCGUCCUGCUCCCGCACAGCGACCGGCGCCGGAAGACCACCAUGGAGUACAUGCGGCAGCAGGCCAGCUACUACCGGGAGUACCUCGAGCAGUUCAUCCGUCUGGCGCGCGUCGACGACCCGGCGCUCAUCUUCGCGGCCGUGGAGAUCAUCCAGGCCAAUCAUCCCGAGGAUGUGACUCGCACCCUCCUGGACUCCCUGCUCCCGGACGACCGGACGCCCAUUCUGCCCGAGGAUGAGGAAUUGAUCAAGCCGAUUCGUGAGAGGGAGAUGCAGGCUGCCGCCGCCGCCGCCGCCGCCGCCGCCGCCGGCAGCAAAAGUAAAGACGGCGCGGAACCUGGCCUGCAUCCAGUGUCUGCAUAGUUUCGAGGGGGGUUAAUUUUGGGAGGGAGGAGGAGGAGGAGCUACGCUUUCGUUCUAGCCCUCCUCUUUCGAUUCUCGCUCCCUUCCUUGGGGGAGAGAACUGCCUACGAUGACACCAUAUACUAUAUUCAUGUCGCUGUAUGCCCGUUCUUGCUGGAAGGGCUUGGGGAGGGGUUAUCGCUGGAGAAAUGGUUGGAGGGUAGAACAAUGGAGAAAGGAACGCGGAGGAAAGAAGAGAUGAAGCAAGAUAGAAUAGCGGCGGGGAUGUCUGACAGGAAGAAUGCAAGGGACAGGAAAGAGAGAGGGAGCUACUGCUUUACUGAAUUACUGAAUGUUGAGGAGACACGAGCAGGAAGUGGUGAGGGGGUGUGUGUUGAUUCUUUGUGAAAUCGGCUUAAAUAUUUGCUUGCGCAUAAACUGCACGUUGCAACGCUGAG